AUGAUGACGCGCCGUCUGCUGUGCGCCCUGUUGGUGCUUGCCCUGUGCUGCUGCCCGUCUGUGUGCGCGGUAGUGUCUACUCAGCCUGAAGUCAAAGCUGCUGUCGCCACCAUUUCACCGUCCCUUGUACCAGAAGUACCACGUAAGGAGAUCGGUAACUCAGGGUCGUUAGGUAAUGAGUCCGGUGCGGAUCUGGGAAUUACUGCAGUAGCGGGACCAGCCCCGACCGCUGCAGGUCCGGAAUCAGUUGGCGUGUCUAACACGUUACAAAAUCAUGGUUCUGACGGUACUCCAGGACGAGAAAUCGGCACAAGACAAUCCGCAGAAGAAGCAAGUCAGGAAGCCGAAGAUCCUGCCGAGAAGACCACGACGACGACUACAACACAGGCACCAACAACGAUAACAACCACUACAACAAAGGCUCCAACUACGAAUACAGAGGCGACAACUACGACGACCACCCGCGCACCGUCACGUUUUCGGGAAAUCGACGGCAGCCUCAGCAGCUCUGCGUGGGUGUGUGCCUCGCUGCUGCUCGCCGUAUCCGUGCUGGCGUACACCGCUGUGGGCUGA
Trypanosoma cruzi is the source of this 573-nucleotide messenger RNA. Its product is annotated as mucin TcMUCII, putative. The record is from RefSeq and is a predicted model, not a curated record. The transcript has a single exon. NCBI's taxonomy places the organism in Eukaryota, Euglenozoa, Kinetoplastea, Trypanosomatida, Trypanosomatidae. Bases 1 to 573 code for a protein of 190 amino acids.